Prorocentrum cordatum is the source of this 192-nucleotide messenger RNA. The record is from the annotation of a GenBank genome assembly. NCBI's taxonomy places the organism in Eukaryota, Dinophyceae, Prorocentrales, Prorocentraceae.
CUGCUGCCGGAGUACAUGGCCGCCUUGGGCGUAAAGCAGGACGACCAGGUCCAAGCCAUGCUGCUGGUCUGUCCCGAGCUGGGCGAGGCUGCGAAGCCACCGCCGCCCAAGGCGCCUGAGGUCUUGCUCGAGCAGUAUGCAGCCGAGGUGCGGGAACUCCACACCGUCCAGGGGAAGCUCAACAUUCAGCUG